Molecule: messenger RNA, 282 nt
Organism: Penicillium soppii
Lineage: Eukaryota; Fungi; Ascomycota; Eurotiomycetes; Eurotiales; Aspergillaceae
Exons: 3
Coding region: 1-282 (93 amino acids)
Biological process (GO): defense response to fungus
Source: RefSeq, a predicted model, not a curated record
AUGCAGAUCACCAAUCUUGCUCUCUGUUUCUUUGUCGCAAUGGGCGCGGUAGCAUCCCCAAUUGACACCGCAUCGGGUGGCCUCGAAGCCAGAGAUGAGGCAGCCGCUCUACGCGACUUUCCGGGAAAAUGCGUUAGAUCCAACAACACGUGCAAAUACAAGGAUGAUCGAAAUAAGACCGUCAUCAGGAAGUGCAACACCAAGUUCGCCAACCAGAGAUGUACCAAGGAUGGUAACCCGUGCACUGUGGACACUUACGGCGGCGUGGUGAAGUGCAGUUAG